Molecule: messenger RNA, 628 nt
Organism: Nelumbo nucifera (sacred lotus)
Lineage: Eukaryota; Viridiplantae; Streptophyta; Magnoliopsida; Proteales; Nelumbonaceae
Source: RefSeq, a predicted model, not a curated record
CAUGAUGUUGCUGAGAUUGUUCUGGUUCGUCAUGGUGAGACCACAUGGAAUGCAUCUGGAAGAAUUCAGGGCCAACUAGAAUCAGAGCUGAAUGAGGUGGGAUGGAAGCAAGCAGUUGCAAUUGCAGAUAGGCUAGCCAAAGAACUGAAGCCUGUAGCUGUGUACUCAUCAGAUCUCAAGCGUGCCAAAAACACUGCAGAKAUGAUUGCAAAGAAAUGCCACAUUCCUGAGGUGAUUGUWGUACCAGAGCUGAAGGAAAGGCAUGUGGGGAGUUUACAGGGAUUGACUUGGGAUGAAAGCCAAGGGAAAGAGCCAGAAGCCUACCGUGCAUUUUUCUCACCUCAGGAGGACCUUGAAAUCYCUGGUGGGGGAGAGAGCUUUAAUCAACUCUGCGAAAGGUCUGUGGCUGCCCUAUACGAAAUUGCAUCCAGACACAAAGGAGAGAGAGUCAUUGUGGUCACUCAUGGAGGUAAUCUGAGAGCCAUCUACAUGUCGGUGACUCGUGAGUCUUCAGCAGGAAAGGUGCUGAAUGCUUCAGUCAAUGUUCUCCAUCUCUCAGAGCAGAAAUGGGCUUUCAAGUCUUGGAGCGACGUCACUCACCUCAACGAGGUUGGAUUCCUUCAACGCG